AUGGCGUCAUCGACAACAACAAGCUCCGUUUACAUCAACGUCAUCGAAGACGUCAUCAACAAGGUCCGCGAUGAGUUCAUCAAUAACGGUGGCCCCGGCGAGACUGUCCUUAAUGAGCUUCAAGGACUUUGGGAGAUGAAAAUGAUGCAAGCAGGUGUUAUAUGUGGUCCAAUAGAUAGGUCAUCAGCUAAUAAGCAGCCGGUACCUGGUGGUCCAAUUACUCCAGUUCACGACCUUAAUGUACCGUAUGAAGGAACAGAGGAAUAUGAGACUCCCACAGCUGAGAUACUCUUCCCCCUUGCGCAAACACCUUUACCUGGAAACGCGCAAACCCCUUUACCCGGAAAUGUGCAGACACCUUUAUCCGGAAGUGUGGACAAUUCAUCCAUGUAUAACAUUCCUACCGGAUCUAGUGAUUAUCCCACCCCUGUUAGUGAUGCUGGGGGCAGUACUGAUGGAAAAGCUGGGAGACCUAGCCCUUUCAUGCAACCUCCUUCCACUUGGAUGCAUCAAAGGCCGCCUCUUAGUGUUGAUGUCAACGUUGCUUAUGUGGAAGGGCGGGAGGAGGUGGACAGAGGAACCUCUCAUCAACCCUUGACACAGGACUUCUUCAUGCCUUCUGGAAAACGGAAGCGCGAGGAUUUUGCUUCGAAAUUUAACAAUGGUGGAUUCAUACCCCAGCAAGACGGAGCUGGGGAUUCUGCAUCUGAGGUUUCACAGGCAAUUGGAUUUUAUGCAACCAACUUGAUUGUAAGCAAAGGGAAUGAUCCCCUUCGCAGUUGUGAUACUAUCACCACUAAAAAUAGAGAGAUCUUAGCACGUGUGUCGAGGUCAUAUUCGAAGAUCCCUCAAGUGGAUGGGCCAAUUCCUGAUCCUUAUGAUGACGUGCUUUCAACUCCCAAUAUAUACAAUUAUCAAGGAGUUGCUAAUGAAGAUUACAACAUCGCAAACACACCAGCUCCCAAUGAUCUACAGGCAAGUACCCCAGCUGUUGCCAGUCAAAAUAAUGAUGUGGACGAUGAUGAUGAUGAGCCACUGAAUGAAGAUGAUGAUGAUGAAGAGGAUCUGGAUGAUGUGGACCAAGGAGAGGAGCUGAACACACAACAUUUGGUUUUAGCUCAAUUUGACAAGGUGACUCGCACCAAGAGCAGGUGGAAAUGCACACUCAAGGAUGGUAUUAUGCAUAUAAACAACAAGGACAUUCUCUUCAAUAAGGUAGUUCAGUCAUUCAGACCUGACCUUGGCCGUACAUGUGCCGUGCAAAUUGAAUUCUGGUGUCAAGAUUAUGCCUAUGGUGGCUGUUGUCUUCCAUUCUUUCUCUUGGGAUUUAGUGGUUGGUGUGGGUUCGUCAAUUCUAAGCGAACUUUGUUUUUCAUGGAGCUGAUUAGUCGUCACAAGGUUUCUUGGCAGGCGGCCAAUCCUGUUGUGUAUUUGGUGUUGGUUUGGCCAAGCGUUUAA
Messenger RNA from Dovyalis caffra, 1458 nucleotides. NCBI's taxonomy places the organism in Eukaryota, Viridiplantae, Streptophyta, Magnoliopsida, Malpighiales, Salicaceae. The record is from the annotation of a GenBank genome assembly.